Molecule: messenger RNA, 675 nt
Organism: Oryza brachyantha (malo sina)
Lineage: Eukaryota; Viridiplantae; Streptophyta; Magnoliopsida; Poales; Poaceae
Product: upstream activation factor subunit UAF30-like
Exons: 2
Coding region: 39-506 (155 amino acids)
Cellular component (GO): nucleus
Source: RefSeq, a predicted model, not a curated record
AAAACCCAGCGGCUGCUGCUGCUGCUGCUGCUCCGGCAAUGUCGGCGACGGCGACGGCGAUCCGCUCUGGCGAGCUGCUCGCGUGCUCGGUGGCUCUGCGGAGGGCGGCGCCCGUGGCGGCGGUGUCGUUCAGGACGGGGCGGGCCGCGAGGAAGGCGGGGCGAUUGGCGAUGAGGGUGGUGGCCGCGGCGUCGGCGGAGGGGGAGGCGGUGGAAGGAGGGGAGGCGAAGGGGAAGGGGAAGGGGAAGAAGAGGGCGGCGAGCGGGAUCAUGAAGCCGAAGCCCAUCUCGCCGGAGCUGCAGGAGUUCGUGGGCGGCGCGGAGGAGCUGCCCAGGACGGAGGCGCUCAAGAUCAUCUGGGCUCACAUCAAGGGCAACAACCUCCAGGAUCCAAACAACAAGAAGAUAAUUGUCUGCGACGAGAAACUGAAGAAGAUAUUUGGAGGACGUGAUCGUGUUGGAUUUCUUGAAAUUUCUGGGUUACUCAAUCCUCAUUUCCAGAAAUGAUAGGAUUUAUGUAAAUCUUUGCUCUUUUUGUAUUAGCUGUGACUUAUAUCAGUGUCUUUAGCUAAACCUGUAAUGAAUGGUGCCUUGUGCUGGCUUAAGAAUGGUAAACGUGUUCUUUGUACACACAUCUUCAUCUAACAUUGCCAUUAAAUGGUUUGUUGGCUUUUUU